AUGGCUCACCGGUUCUGCGUCUCCUUCUGGCUACUGGUCUGCUGGUUGGUGGUAACUGUGGCAGAAGGACAAGAAGAGGUGGUGACCCCUCCUGGGGGCUCACGAAAUAAUGGAGACCCCACAGACUGCCAGAUCUUUACCCUCACCCCUCCCCCCACCACAAGGAACCCUGUGACGAGGAUCCAGCCCAUCACAAGGACACCCAAGUGUCCCUUCAUUUUUUUCCCACGACGAAGGCCCAGAGUCUACAUUAGGUUUCCAAACAGACCUUUCCUCCCUCCAUGGUGCAACCGCCGUUUUCAGUUUCAUCCGUUUAUUUGGCCACGCGUUCGCCUUCCUCCUCGUUAUCAGUAUUUCCCUGGAAGAAAUGUCGGGAGAGGAAGCUCAUCUGAGGAAAGCAGAGAGAAGAGAGAAGCCCCAAACAUGCUGAAGCCAAAGAGGCCAAUGCCGCGGAAAAGAUUAUAAAAGAUUUCUGUUUUCUUUUUCCAAACUAAAACUAUUGGGUUUGAAGAUUAAGUAUCUUAAACACUUGAACACUAACUAGAAAUUGUUCUCCUUGUCAGCAGUGAAGAUACUUGGUUAUAGAUUAUUUAUGUUCGCAAAACAGGAGCAGGAACUACAUUCUUCUUAUCCCAAACUUUUUAUGAUCACAGGAUAUUUAAACUAAU
Messenger RNA from Equus caballus (horse), 668 nucleotides. It is a transcript of the gene ODAPH, whose product is annotated as odontogenesis associated phosphoprotein. The record is from RefSeq and is a predicted model, not a curated record. Gene Ontology annotation, biological process: positive regulation of enamel mineralization. NCBI's taxonomy places the organism in Eukaryota, Metazoa, Chordata, Mammalia, Perissodactyla, Equidae.